This is a messenger RNA of Arachis duranensis, 1625 nucleotides long. Its product is annotated as lipid droplet phospholipase 1. Lineage: Eukaryota; Viridiplantae; Streptophyta; Magnoliopsida; Fabales; Fabaceae. The record is from RefSeq and is a predicted model, not a curated record. The coding region runs from base 158 to 1327 and encodes 389 amino acids. The transcript has 10 exons.
GCUUAAACUGCCGGCUCCCUAGUCCCUGCACUACAACAGUAAUCACUAAUCCUUCGAUUGAGUUUCGAGCUUCUUUAAAGCUUCCAUGGCUUCCGGGUAACAACGCCAACAAGGUCUCCGUGACAGUGGGGGAGAGGGAGGGAUCCACAAGGAAGAGAUGGCGGUGCAGCUCAACAACAAUGAAACUAAGAAGAAGAAAAAGAGUUAUUAUUUGCCUAAAUUUUGUUUUAGGAUUGAGUAUGAUGCAACUGGAGAGGGCUUUGAUAUGGAGAUCGUUGAUGCUUCUGCUUCUCGGCCUCCCAAACCCUCGCACUUGAUCAUCAUGGUUAAUGGUCUUAUAGGCAGUGCUCAGAAUUGGAAAUUUGCUGCAAAACAGUUUCUCAAGAAGUAUCCACAUGAUGCAGUUGUACAUUGUAGUGAGUGUAAUUCUGCAAUGUUGACAUUCGAUGGCGUCGACGUAAUGGGAGACAGAUUAGCUAAAGAGGUAAUAUCAGUUAUAAAGCGUCAUCCAAGUGUUGAGAAAAUUUCAUUUGUAGGUCACUCGUUGGGUGGCUUGAUUGCAAGGUAUGCAAUUGCCAAGCUUUAUGAGAGAGACAUUUCAAUGGAAUUUUCUUAUGAGAAUGGAAAAAGUGAAGGCCAAAGUUCUUUAGUUCAAGAGUUUCAUGAUAGGAAGAAGAAUUAUGAAGGAAAAAUUGCAGGAUUGGAGCCUAUAAAUUUUAUUACCUCAGCAACACCACAUCUUGGUGCUAGUGGCCAUAAACAAUGUCCAAUGUUUUUCGGAUUUCGCUAUGCGGAGAAAGUGGCAACUCGAGCUUCAGGGCUUCUUGGUAAAACAGGAAAACAUUUGUUUUUAGCGGAUGGUAGCAAUGGAAAGCCUCCUCUUCUUCUCCAAAUGGCUCACGACUCUGAAGAUCUCAAAUUCAUGUCUGCUUUGAGGUCCUGUAAACGUCAUGUUGCCUAUGCAAAUGUUCGUUACGAUAAGCUGGUUGGUUGGAGUACUUCAUCUAUAAGGCAUAGGAACGAACUUCCAAAGCGCCGGAAUCUUUCCAGUCACGAGAGGUACCCGCAUAUUGUAAAUGUUGAGACAGCAAGAUCCUCUUGUGUUCCUACCGAACGGGGAACGAAGAAUAGUGGUUUGCAUAGACUUGACAUGGAAGAGGAAAUGAUCAGAAGCUUAACAACAAUAAGCUGGGAACGUGUCGAUGUCCGAUUCAGUGGUACCAUGCAGAAGUUCCUUGCUCAUAGCACCAUUCAGGUCAAGACUUAUUCUAUCAAUUCUGCUGGAACAGACGUGGUCCAACAUAUGGUUGACAAUUUCCAACUAUAGAUUUAUUUUUUUUACCAUAUUACCCUCUUCCAACAUGAAAGUUGAUAAUGUGAAGGAGGAUGAGGGAUGAGGGUGUUAUGAUCUUUUCAACCUGCCUCAAUCUUUUGCAAGUGAUGCAGGAAAAUUGGUUAGAUCACAGAAGUAGCAAAAUCAAAGGGUAGAAUGAGAGGUGUAUCUAAAGCAUAGUAUCAUUGUUAUUUCAAAACUUGAAAAAUAACAUUUUACAUAACAUUUUUAUAUGAGUUUAAAUUUUUUAUAUAAUAGUAUAUAAAAAUAUAAUAUUAGAUAUUAAUUUGGC